Molecule: messenger RNA, 2326 nt
Organism: Esox lucius (northern pike)
Lineage: Eukaryota; Metazoa; Chordata; Actinopteri; Esociformes; Esocidae
Gene: zbtb8b
Product: zinc finger and BTB domain containing 8B
Exons: 5
Coding region: 280-2007 (575 amino acids)
Biological process (GO): regulation of transcription by RNA polymerase II
Molecular function (GO): protein binding; DNA-binding transcription factor activity, RNA polymerase II-specific; RNA polymerase II cis-regulatory region sequence-specific DNA binding
Source: RefSeq, a predicted model, not a curated record
CGAAUCUUCAGACUGUGACAGAGUGAAGGAAUGAGGAAGUGGGCAGCGGUUGUUGUGGUUAGCUAGCUUCUGUAGCUACGGAAGUCUAAAAAAAUUACCUAUGCUCUUUGUACCGUCAUCUUUCAUCCUGUAUUUAGUUUCCUUUUUAUGUAGUUUCUCGUUUUCACUGCCUUUCUGGAUUCCCAUCUAAGUCAUUCCGUGGACCCUCCCAUCCAGGGUGACUAACUGUGGUGGGUGGCUCAGGGUGCAAUCAUCUGUCACCACAGCAGUGUUGAGGACAUGGAGGUGUCAGGCUACCAGUCCAAGCUCCUCUGUGAGCUCAAUGAACAGCGAAAGAGGGACUUCUUCUGUGACUGCAGCAUAGUGGUCGAGGGGAGGGUUUUCAAGGCCCAUCGCAAUGUCCUAUUCGCCGGCAGUGGCUACUUCCGCGCCCUGUUGGUUCACUAUCUGCAGGACAGUGGUCAGCGCCACAGCACGGCUUCUCUGGACAUCGUGACGUCCGAGGCCUUCUCCGCCAUCCUGGACUUCCUGUAUUCUGGCCGCCUGGACCUGCGCAGUGACAAUGUCAUCGAGGUGAUGUCAGCGGCCAGCUACCUCCAGAUGACCGACGUGGUGGCCUUUUGUAAAGGCUACAUUCGCUCCUCUCUGGAGAUCUGCAAUAGAGAGAAAGAGAGGGAGAGAGACAAGGAGAGAGACCGUGAGCGGGAUAGUGAGGGGCCGGCUGAUAGCGUGACCCCUGCCUUGCCCCCCCCCUCCUCCAGUGACUGUGUCGUGGUGUCCGUUCCAUCGCUGUCCCUAGAGCGAGACCGGGCUUCAAACGGAGCUUCAAACGGAGCUUCAGACGUUCCCCCUUCUGGUGUGGCAGACCCUCUGUCUUUGGCCACCCCCAUCCCCAGACUCCCCACGCCCCCAGGACUCCCCACGCCCCCCGGGCCCAGCAGAGACUCUGAGAGUGACUGCAGCUCUCGCGGGGAGUUCCCAUCUCAUAGUGGGGGCCAGACCCCCCACGGACACGGUAACCAAUCAAACCCCUCCUCCUCCUCGACCUCCGGGUUGACCAUGGAGCUGGUGCACCCCAAGAUCGAGUAUGACCCUGAUGAUGAGCCAGAAGAGGGGUCCCCCGAUACCAAAGACCUGGCGUUGUUCAUGGGACCCCCCCUUCACCACCACCACCACCACCCAGACCACCACAACCACCACGACAGGCUUCCAUCCUCCAGCCCUUCGCCCAGCAGCGAGCGUUCCUCUUUGGGCUUCGGGGGAUGCCAUGCCAGGCAGUUCAUGGAUGUGUUGUUACGAGCCAGCUCCAGUCCCCACAGGGACAGAGGGGAGCACAGCCAGAUGUUUGCCCAGGGAUUGGGCCUGGGAGUUGGGGGAGGCAGGGUGGACGAGGGUCUGGGGAUGGGAGGAUCCUCCAUUAUGGAGAUUCAGAGUGACUGGUAUGGAGAGGACACAGGCGAUGGGUUGUUGGUACCGGUGAAGCUCCAUAAGUGUCCGUUCUGCCCGUACACGGCCAAACAGAAGGGCAUUCUGAAAAGACACAUCCGCUGUCACACUGGGGAGAGGCCUUUCCCCUGUCAGACCUGUGGAAAGAGGUUCACGCGGCAGGAACACCUCCGCAGCCAUUCGCUCAGUGUGCAUCGCUCCAGCUGGCCUGUGGUGUGUAAGGGGUGUCGACGCAGUUUCACUGGAGCCCUCUCCCACGGACUGAAACGAUUUGGCCUCUGUGACAACUGUACGUGUGUCACUACCACAGGCCACGACAACUCACCCCCUGCACACAUCAACCUCAACGGCCAACCAGAGCCCAUGGAACGCGGGGAUGGAGACAGCGAUUGGCCCAGCUUCAUGGAUGAAGGGGAUGAGCUGGAUGGUGGAGGCGGGGUUACAGAGGAACUAGGUGAUAAAGCAGACCUACACAGACGACUGGCAGAGAUCCCAUCCACAGCGGACAUGAAGGACAGGAGACAGGAAAAGGAGGAAUUCAACUUCCGGACACAGUAUUAGACCUGUCUGGUGCUUACUGUUUAAGAAAAGGGAUGAAUCCAAGGUGGAGAUGAGUUCCAGGACUAAUUGGUCUUGGCUAUUAUUUUGGACCAAAGAACUUGAGUCGCAUUAAACAAUGAGGACAGAAACCAAACUUGAGUGGACCCUGGUUCAGGUUUUAAUGUUAGUGUAUUCUCUAGCAGAAAGAUGUCUUUUGUGGUGUACUUGCUUACAAUGUUUAAAAACACAAUUAUGUUUGGAGUAAACAGUUUGCGUUACAAAACGCGUUUCAACCUAAAACACUUUGUAAUGGAAUCCUAAUAAAUACACGUAGGGUGUU